Molecule: messenger RNA, 3572 nt
Organism: Sus scrofa (pig)
Lineage: Eukaryota; Metazoa; Chordata; Mammalia; Artiodactyla; Suidae
Source: RefSeq, a predicted model, not a curated record
CGAGACGAGUAGCGGCGCGGACCGAGGGGGAGGCGGCGGGGGCGAGGCAGCCUCCCGGCGAGCAGGAGGCGGCUGCCGGCCAGGCUGAGUCAGGAAGCGGCGGCCGGACUUGCCUGGGAAGGGGAGAGCGAGAGCCCGCCGGACUGGGCUGCGGGCCCGCGGAGCCGGGCACCUCUGCGACCUGCAGCGACACAGGAGUCCGGCCGCCCAACCCGCGCAGCCCGAGCCCGCACCCGCCAGCCGGCCCCUCUGGGAUGUCCGGGGAACCCAGGCAUCCAGGACGGCGGUAGAGCGAGCCCGAGGAUGGGACGGCGCCCGCAGCUCCGGCUCGUCAAGGCCCUUCUCCUCCUGGGGCUGAACUCCAUCUCCGCCUCCCUCCAGGACCAGCACUGCGAGAGCUUGUCCCUGGCCAGCAACGUUUCCGGACUGCAGUGCAACGCAUCCGUGGACCUCAUUGGCACCUGCUGGCCCCAGAGCCCUGCAGGGCAGCUAGUGGUUCGACCCUGCCCCGCCUAUUUCUACGGUGUCCGCUACAACACCACAAACAACGGCUACCGGGAGUGCCUGGCCAAUGGCACCUGGGCCGCCCGUGUGAACUACUCCGAGUGCCAUGAGAUCCUCAGCGAGGAGAAGAAGAGCAAGGUGCACUACCAUGUGGCUGUCAUCAUCAACUACCUGGGCCACUGUGUCUCCCUGGUGGCCCUCCUGGUGGCCUUUGUCCUCUUUCUGCGGCUGAGGAGCAUCCGGUGCCUGAGGAACAUCAUCCACUGGAACCUCAUCUCAGCCUUCAUCCUGCGCAACGCCACGUGGUUCGUGGUCCAGCUCACCAUGAGCCCCGAAGUCCACCAGAGCAACGUGGUGUGUCCAGGAGGGACGGGCCCAGGGGCAGAGGGAGGGUCUGGGUGGGGCUGUCCUGGAGGAGGAGGGGCCAGAGCCAGGCCUUGGAGCCCACAGAACAGGAUUCCAAGGGGCAGGGGGUCCCCCAGGCCAGGUGGGCUGCUGCUGCCCCCCUACUCUGUGCCCCACUCCUGGCUCAUCGUCACCUCUGAUGGGGGUGGGUGGCAGGGCUGGUGCAGGUUGGUGACAGCCGCCUACAACUAUUUCCAUGUGACCAACUUCUUCUGGAUGUUCGGCGAGGGCUGCUACCUGCACACGGCCAUCGUGCUCACGUAUUCCACAGACCGGCUGCGCAAGUGGAUGUUUAUCUGCAUUGGCUGGGGUGUGCCUUUCCCCAUCAUCGUGGCCUGGGCCAUUGGGAAGCUGUACUAUGACAAUGAGAAGUGCUGGUUUGGCAAAAGGCCUGGGGUAUACACUGACUACAUCUACCAGGGCCCCAUGAUAUUGGUCCUGCUGAUCAACUUUAUCUUCCUUUUCAACAUCGUCCGCAUCCUCAUGACCAAACUCCGGGCAUCCACCACUUCUGAGACCAUUCAGUACAGGAAGGCUGUCAAGGCCACCCUGGUGCUGCUCCCCCUCCUGGGCAUCACGUACAUGCUGUUCUUCGUGAACCCCGGGGAAGACGAGGUCUCCCGGGUCGUCUUCAUCUACUUCAACUCCUUCCUGGAAUCCUUCCAGGGUUUCUUCGUGUCCGUGUUCUACUGUUUCCUCAACAGCGAGGUCCGCUCCGCCAUCCGGAAGAGGUGGCACCGAUGGCAGGACAAGCAUUCAAUCCGCGCCCGUGUGGCCCGCGCCAUGUCCAUCCCCACCUCCCCGACCCGAGUCAGCUUUCACAGCAUCAAGCAAUCCACUGCGGUCUGAGUUGGGGGGCUAUGGAGCAGCCCCCCGAGAUCUAUGUUUGGGAAGAUGGUCACCAGACUCAGCCAGCUGCCUUGUCUGUAGGGGGGACCAGGUCCUUCCCACACCCUGUACCCCCAGGAACAGCUGGCCCUGAGAGCCCAGGAUCCUCCCUGACCCUCAGCUGAGCAGGAAUACCAGACCUGUGAGAGCAGUCGGGAGGUGGGGCACGGGAUGAAUGGACUGUAACCUAUGGGACUGGGCUGGGCCCAGGGCCUCUGGCUCCCCUUUGCCCCGAUCUUCCUGGAGAAUGGAGCAGAAAUGGAGGGGAGGUGGAGAGCGGGAAUCCAAAGCAGGUCCCUCCAAGAGGCAUCUUCUCCCGGAGCACAAGAUGGCAGCUGGAGUCCUCAGCGACUGUGAGGGGCCAUUCACUGCCUCAGGGGCAUCAUGGGAAAUUCCUGUGACAGCAUCUGAGCCAUCGUGAUGAUGCCUCUGGGCCUUAGCAAUGCCUUCCAGCAGCCCUGGGAACCAAGGCCAUGUUGUCAGAAGCCCUGAAGACAUUCUUAGAAAUCAAGUGUCAUCAUCAGACAUCAGGCCACAUCUCCGAAAUCCUCCCAAGCCACCAGAAAUUCAUCUGACCCCGUGGUCCUGCCACCAGAAAAGCCCUGCCUCGCUGCCUUGCACCCUUGGGCCUUUACCACCGCACAGCCCACAGGGGUUUCCCCCUCCUUAACCUCCUGCCCCAGGUGUCUCCCCCUUUGUGAGAAGAUGGGGAGGUGGGAGGGUGGCGGAGUGUCCUUGAGCAAAAGCCAGUCUGUGCCCCAGCCAAAGCCACCCUUCAAGGGGCAAAGAAGACUUGGGGCCACCCAGUCUGCUGGCUUCCAUGACCCGCUUCUGGGGCAACCCUCUGCUGGUCAAAGGGAUCUCGUGGCCCUUGGAUGACCUCUGGGGCAACAUCAUUAGCUAAGCACAGAGAGGGCAGGACACCAGCCCCUCUCUGCCCUGAGGUCCCUAAAACAGGACAGGUGGCUCUUGGGGAAAACAGCCAGCUUACUGCUCACACCCCAGGUAAGGACCCAGCCAUAUCCAGAAGUAUUGGACAACCAGAGCAGGGCUUUGGGGGGUUGGGGCUGGGAGAUGGGGGCGGCUGGUGUAAAUAAUAAUAUUUAUCUUUCAACCAGUACGUGUGAAGGCCUGGUCUGUGCUGAGGCUGGGUAAGGGGGUAUGCCACGAAGACAUGGAGACGACUUUCAGCCUUUAGGGCCUCUGUGUGGCUGGGGAACCUGACGGCACUCUCACACCCACCAAGGAUGGGGCGCAAGGGGAGCUGGUGAGGGCAGGAGAGGGCUUAGAAGGGCAUGGGGUCUGCAGGGCCCAGGUCAUAAGCACAGGGGGGCGGGCUGGAGGGAGAAGGGCCGUGGUGAACCCUGCAGGUGGAGGACACCACGGAUCCAGUGCAGCUUGGACAAAGAUGAGGCUGUGGGACCCGGCCGGAGCACGUCCCAGCCCCCAGGGAGGCUCUGAGCUGGAAACGGGAAGGCGUUAGGAGGCAGGGGAGGCUGAACAGGUUUGAAUGCUGUCUUGAAGGUAGGAUCCCCAGAAGGAGACCAGAGACAAGGCUUGGAGAACAAACUCCGGGCUUAGUGCACACAGCGCAUGGGUGGUGGGUGGGGCAUGAGGCCCAGAACGGAGGGCAGGAGGAAGAGUGGGGGCUGCUGGAGACUUGUCCUGCCUUGGGAGCUGGGGAAGCUGGGUGGUAGCCACACCUGCGCCUUCCCACCUGAUUGACUGUUAAGGCUCAAAUGGCCACAACUGAGGCACAAUUGAAGCAUCUUUUU